Microplitis demolitor is the source of this 6348-nucleotide messenger RNA. Its product is annotated as inactive tyrosine-protein kinase 7. NCBI's taxonomy places the organism in Eukaryota, Metazoa, Arthropoda, Insecta, Hymenoptera, Braconidae. The coding region runs from base 253 to 3582 and encodes 1109 amino acids. Gene Ontology annotation, biological process: cell-cell adhesion; protein phosphorylation. The transcript has 8 exons. The record is from RefSeq and is a predicted model, not a curated record. Gene Ontology annotation, molecular function: ATP binding; protein kinase activity.
GUCUCGUACGGACGCUUAUAUACCACCUUCGUACAACCAAUAUCCUAUAUUAUAUAUAUAUAUAUCUAUACAUAUAUAUAUGAACUUUAUUAUCAAUAUAUUUAAUAUCAUUCAGAAAGCAUUUAAAUUAAAAAUCAUAAAAAAAUAAACAAUCGCUGUAAAAAAUACGGGAAUGUGAUAAAAACGUAUUAGUCUGGCAGAAACAAUUAUCCAUUGGAAUAAUAACAUCAGUAAUCAAAUUACUACUCCAAAAUGAAUAAUUUCGCGAGGAGUCUGGCCUUCCUUUGCUUGGUUGGACUCGCUCGUUGCCAAGAAGGAGGUUUAUUUUUUUCCGUGAGCCCCGCGGAUCACACAGUAGUCGAGGGCUCGCCGGUACGUUUGCGUUGUGAAACUCAGCCAAGUGUGGGUGUAAAACACACGUGGAAACUCGAGGGCCAGACUCUGGCACCGAGUCCGCGUCGUCAUCAAGUCGGCGGGGAUCUCUACAUCACUAGAGUAAACAGGAUACUGGACAGUGGGAAUUUCGUUUGCGUUGCAUACCACGAACCAACUGGAUACAGCAUCGAGAGUUCACCCGCUAAAAUUGACGUACAAUGGAUAAGCGAGUCACGAGUAGUCUUGGAAUUACCAAAGUUUCCUUCUCCAGUACGUCCUGGUGUUGAGGUAGAAUUACGCUGCCACGUGGAUGGCUCUGGUGAAAUGAGAUACGAGUGGUUUAAAAAUACUAAAAGUGUGAUGGCAAAUGACCACAUUAAAGUAAAGAGCAAAAAGAAACUGCAUAUCCAGAAUGUCAGUACAAAAGACAAUGGGGUGUAUUCAUGUCUGGCAAGAAAUGAAGCCGGAUCGUCGCCUAUAAAAGAAAGUUAUCCGUUGGUAGUACCGACGAAUGAAACAGCAACGAUAAAAGUUGUACCACAAAAUGUCAUUGUUAAACGUGGUGAACAAGCGUCAAUGCACUGUGUGUAUGAGAAUGCAGAUUCUGUCGAGUGGUACUUUAAAGAAAUCGGUCCACUCGGUGACGAGGAUGAGGAGAGAAUGGCUUUUGAAAAUGGCACACUGAUUAUUCGCGCAGCUGAACACCGAGAUCAAGGUGUUUAUGCUUGUCAUGGUAUCAGAGACGGCAUUGCUCAGAUUUACACGGCUGAACUACAAAUAGCAUAUUUGCACAACCUUUCGGAUGCGUCAUUAGAGCCACUACUACCUGAUCAAUUAGCAGUUGUAGGUAAAGACCAAGAAUUACAAGUGAGUUGUCUAGAGCCAGCAGGAUUACCAACACCUCGUGUGUUCUGGCGUGAUCCUACAGGUCACUUGAUAAGUGACUCCGGUCCUGUGAGAGUACAAGACAAUACUCUGCUAAUUGCUAAAGCGAGAGUGAACGAAGACGCCGGUAAUUAUACAUGUAUUGCAGAAAAUUUAGCUGGAACCAGUGAAAUAGUUGUCCAAGUUGUCGUGUCAACCCCAUCGACACUGACGAGUUCACCGGAAUCUCAAACAGUGAUGGAAGGUGAUCCUGCGACUCUUACUUGCUCUUACACUGGAAUGGAAGCUCCAGUUACUCAAGUCCAGUGGCUGAAAGAUGGAGAACCGCUUAAAGAAACCGGUGGACCCAGCAGACAUCGGGUCACUGAUCGACAUGGAAACGUAACUCUUCAUUACAAAUUUACUUAUGUAACUGACAAGGGCAAUUACGCCUGCGAAAUUAACACCAAGGGAUUUCCGGCUCUGAGGUCCCAGCCGGCGACACUUAUUGUUAAAGAAAAGCUCAAGUUUUCACCACCACCAGUUGACAAAAAACUUGAACUUAAUUCAACGACAAAAGUAUAUUGUAAAGCACAGGGCGCUACCAACCCAAGUGUCAGAUGGAUAAAAGAACACGAAGGAGAAAAGUUUCCAGAUCACGUUCAGGACAUUAAUGGUACGCUGCACUUUAAUGGCGUUCUUGAAACAGAUAGAGGUCGUUAUAUAUGCAUUGCGUCUAAUGCUCAAGGUUCCAUUAAUCACACAAUACAGAUUGAAGUUGUCAUUGCUCCGAAAUUCACCCAACUACCACAAGACCCAACGGAAGCUAUGGAAGGUUACCCAGUGAUGUUGCAUUGUGCUGCUGAAGGCGAUCCAACCCCACAAAUCCAUUGGGAUAAAGACUCGACGUUAAAUAAUCUCGAUGAUCCAAGAUUACAGGUUUUAGCAAAUGGAAGUUUAUAUAUCAAAGAGGCUUACCUUAGCGAUGAAGGAAAAUACGGGUGCACAGCAGGCAACAGCGGGGGUUUGAAGAGGGUCGAGGUUCAAUUGAAUGUCAAACCUGGUGAUGGAUACAGAUCAGAUAUGGAUGUUGAAAAUUACGAUGGCUCGAUGAUGACUAAAACAGUAACAAUAACUCUGGGUGUUGCUGGCGCAUAUAUGAUUCUUGUCGUUGGUUUGAUGUUUUAUUGCCGUUACAGACGUAGACGUAGGAAGCAACAGUAUUUACAAGAACAAGGAGAAGAAAAACUUGAAAACGGCGACAUCCAUGAAGAGCAAACAGAGUUAAAGGAAAUGAACCCGAAGCAGAACGGAGAGCGUAAAAAAGAGAACCGCGAUUCCCAUCGUAGUGACGGCGCAGAAACAGCCCAGAGUCAAAGCAGCAACCAUUCGAAAAAGUCUAAGAGUAGCUACGACAAAUUAGCCGUAUCGCGAUCAAAUUUACGGGAGCUAAAGCCACUGGGACGUGGAGAAUUCGGUGAAGUAUUUUCCACAAAGUAUCAGGUAGACGGGGAAAAAGAGCAAGUAGUCAUGGUUAAAAGUCUUUUGAAUACGAAAGACGAGACAUCACUUCAAGAAUUUAAGCGGCAUUUGGAUUUACUUCAUAAAUUAAAUCAUGAGAAUGUUGCUAAGCUAAUUGGUCUCUGUCGCGAAGUUGAGCCGGAUUACAUGAUACUUGAGUUCACCGACUGGGGUGAUUUGAAGCAGUUUUUAUUGGCUUCCAAGAAAAAGGACGAGGCGUUAACGACUACAACAACCACCACAACAACUACAGCAACCACAACUACAACAACAAAUAGUAUUAACUCCGACGUUAAACAACGCGCUCCACAACUGACAGUUGCUCAAAUUCUAUCGCUGGCUAAUCAAGCAGCCCGUGGACUUAAACAUAUCGCCGACAAUCGUCUCGUCCACAAAGACAUUGCUGCCCGUAAUUGUUUAAUUGCCAGCAAUCUCAGUCUCAAAAUAACAAUGUCCUCAAUGUCUAAGGAACCUUAUCAGCAGGAAUACGCCAAGUACAGGAAUCAAGUGAUACCACUCAGAUGGAUGCCCUACGAAGCUGUGUACGAAGACGAGUACUCAACAAAGAGUGACGUGUACUCGUUCUCAUGCUUACUGUGGGAAAUAUUCCACCAGGGUGAAUUGCCCUUCAAUAAACUGAGUGAUGAUUCCGUAUUAACGCAGCUUAAAACUCAUGUUCUUGUUUGGAAAGCUCACAAAGCUGCACCUCCAGCGCUUUCAGAGCUACAAGACAAGUGCUGGUCAAAUGAUCCACGGGAGAGACCGACUUUUGACGAAGUUGUCACUAAAAUUGGCGAGAUUGUCGUCGAUAGUUGCUUGUAAAAUUAAAAAAAUCCAUCUUUUUUUUUACUUUUUUAAGAAAAUAUAUUUUUAUUUAUUUUAAGUUUUAUAAUCACGACAUUAAUAAUUAAUUAUCACCGUAAUUUUUUUUAAGCACAGUUAAGAUAAGCGAGUUUAAGAUAUUGAUAUAAUUGACCGUUAGGUCCCAACGGCUAAUUGACACUGCCUCUGUCCAUUAAUCAGCGCUAGAUAAUAUUUAUUAGCGUUUAUUGUCGACCUAAGACUAUGUAUACAUACAUAUAUAUAAAUAUAUAAAUAUAAAUUAUAUAUUAAAUAAUUAGGAUGCGUGGUAUCUUUAAAAGUCUCGUGCGCUUUUACUUGAAUAUUAAUUAACGAAUAAUGCAUAAUUAGAUCGAUUAAUUAGCAACUAGAUUUAGAAAACUAUUUAUUUGAAAAUUAUUUUUUUUUUGUAUUUUAUAAUCGAUCAUUGCCACGAAAGUAGUAUAAUGGCCUAGACAAAUUGCUGGUAGCAAUAAAAUUUUUCAACGAUAUUUAAAAAAAAAUAAAUAAGUAACGAUAAACUAAACCCUGAUUACAUUUUUACAAUGAAAUAUAUAUAGUACAUAUUUAAAUAAUGGUCACAUCGAACUUGUACUCAUAAGAUAAAUAAUUAUUUAGCGAGAGUCGGAUUUUGACUCAGUCCAAUUGCUGCCUAUUUACGAAAGUAUCCCAGCCAUAUCAUAACUAAAAAAAAAAAAAAAAAAAAAAAAAACGUGAAAAAUUUUUAUUCUACUUUUAUUAAUAGGGACAUUUCUUUUAGGUUUUAGAAAUUAGUACUAAGUAAUUGGUAAUUAAUAAUUAAUAAUUGAUAAUUGAUAUUAAUAUUGAUAAUUAAUAAUUUUUAUUCAAGGAUCGAAAGACCAAGAGUGAUUGAUCUCUCGCGAGAUAUUUUAACAAGAAAACCUAUUUGUAUAUAUUGAAAUAAUGACUCAGCUGAUUUUUAUACGUUUUUUAUAAUUAAAUUAAUUUAAUGUUCUUCCAAUUAAACAUAACUGAUUAUUUAAAUUGAAAAAGAAUUUUUUUUUAAUUUGUAUCGGAAUUUCUUUAUAUAAUUAUUUUUUGAUAAAUUUUAUAUGAGUAAUAAUCAGUACAUUUCCGUAGAUUUUAAAGUUGCAAGUGGAAAAUUUUAAAAAAUUUUAAAUAUUAUUAUUUUUUAUAAGGGAUAAAAAGUUUGAGUGAUUAAGUUAUUGCGGUUAUGAUAUUAAUUAAAUUAUAUUGCGUUAGAAUACGCAACAAUAUAUUAAUGUAUAGCGUGAGGUUGCGGAUGUAUAUAAUAUAUAACUAAUGGAUGCUUUGAGUAAGUCGAAAAAAUAAAUAUAAAUCAUAUUCUCUUGCACGUAUCUCGCAAUAAUUAAUAAGCUUAAGUAUUUGACUUUAUAUAUUAAUAUUAAUGGAAACAAAAUAAUGCAUAUAUAUAUAUAUAUAUAUAUAUAUAUAUAUAUAAGGGGUAAGCCAGGAAAAUUAGUCGUGGUCAGAGGAAAUUUCUACUUUUCCGAGAUAAUUGACAUUUUCAAAAAAUUUUUCUUGAAUUAAGAAUAUUUACCUUCAGUCAGAACUUUUUUUUUGUGUAUAUUUUAAAAUCCGAUUUGAAUUCAAAUUCAAAUUUAAAAACUGGUUCAAAUUUCGAAUAUUAAAUUUUUAUCACACAUGAUAAAUUAUUAAAAAAUUUUUACAAUAAUUUAUGAACAAUUAAAAUUUAUAAAAAAUCAAAGCUUACAAAAAAUUCGAAUUUGAUUUUAAUUUAAAAUAAAAAAUUUAUAUUCGACUCAAUACAAAUAAUUACUGAGUACGAAUAUUUGUACAGCCCCAAUAUAUAAAUAUAUAUGCAUUAUUUUACAUGACAUGCAUUUUCAUCGAUCGGCUGCCAAAGGAGACGUAAUAACUAAUAAAUAAUUAAUUAUAAAUAUAAACAUAAUUAUUAAACUCAUACAUUUAUUAAUUAUAAAUAUAUCAUAAUAUUGAUAUUGAUAUUAAUUAUUUUAAUGAUAAAUAUGUACGCGAAAUUAAAUUAGAUAUUCAUUGAAGUUGAUAUUCGACGUAAUAAUAUAUAUAAAUAUAUAUAUCGUCAUAUGUAUUUUUGGCUGUACGUAUUAAUUAAUUAUUUAAUUGAGUAGAUACAAAAAGUACUGCUAAUAUUUCGGCAAUUAAACGAACGAGAAACAUAAUUACAAUAAUUAUAAUUAUAAUAAUAAUAUUAAUAAUAAUUAAUAUAGAAAACAUUAUAAUUGAUUAUAAAAAUGAAGUUGUUUUAAAAUACUGUAACAAUUAAUUAGAUUCUUCCAUACUCAUUUAGAGCCAUACGAAUAACCGACAUUCCCAUGAACAUUAGCUGCAAUUAAUAAUAAAUUAAUUUAAAUAGGCUCAAUUUAUAAAACUAUUAACAUAAAACAAUAAUAGACUUAUAGCUCUUCCUCUCAAUUAUAUAUUAUACUUAUACUUAUAUCGUCUAUAUUUAAAUAUUCGGUGGUUUAUCCCAAUAUACUCUAGUCAUAAUGACGAUAAGACAGAACUUAAAUAAUAAUGAUGAAUAAAUAAAUAAAUAAACGAGUCAACAAAUAAAAUAAAGUAAAAAAAAAAUGAUUUUUUUAAAAUUUACAUUUACUUUUAAAGGCAUUUUAUAUUUGAGAUACUAAAAUAAAAUAAAAAAAAAACUGGUGGUUUAUUGAAACAGUAUUUUGUAAAUAUUUGUACUUUUUUAUGGCGUAUACUUUUUAAUUAUAAAAUGGUAUGUGCUAUGAGCAAAUAUGA